AUGUUUUCCAUCCAACAAAGAGUAGCUCAAUUAGUAACAAUACUUCUCCUCACUUACACAUAUCUAGCUACAAGUAAUGGAUCUUAUGGAACGGUUUCCUUGGAGGGCUAUGGCAACUAUGCCACCAUUUUCGAGGCCUUGGAGGCGGCUCCUAGCAAUAGUUCUUGCCCGGUAUACAUUACCCUACAAGCCAAGGAGUAUCACGAGCAAGUUCUCGUGCAAAACGACAAGACAAACAUAGUCAUGACCGGUCAAGGGAUCGAAAAGACUUUCAUUAUUCAUAAUGGAAGUUCUUUAACAAAUCAAACCACCAUGUCUUCGGCAACAUUUGGAGUAGAAGCGGUUGGUUUUGUCGCCAAAUACAUUACAUUCGUAAAUCUAGCCGGCCCGGGAGCCGGACCGGCGGUUGCAUUUAGGAGUGUGGCGGAUAAAACCAUUUUAUACAAGUGUAAGUUAGACGGGUAUCAAGACACUCUAUUCACCCAAUUAAAUAGGCAUUUUUUUCGCGAAUGCGAUAUCUAUGGAACCAUAGAUUUCGUGUUUGGCUACUCACUUGCCGUGUUGCAAAAUUGCAACAUAUUUUUACGGAAGCCCUUGACCGGUCAAGAUGACGUGAUUAGUGCACAAGGUAAAUCCGAGGUGAACGAGACAAGUGGGCUCGUAUUCCAAAAUUGCACCAUUACCGCGGAUCCCCGAUUACCCGAGACUGAGGGAAGUGCGUACCUUGGGCGGCCUUGGAAGCCAUAUUCCACAACCAUAAUCAUGGAAAGCUACCUAGGAAAGGUGGUGAACCCUAAUGGUUGGUUGGCAUGGCAAGAGGACAACCAAACCCUAAACAAUGUCUACUAUGCCGAGUACCGGAAUAGAGGCCCGGGAAGUCAAACAAGUGCAAGAAUCAAAUGCAAAGGGUUGCAAAUCUUCUAUCAACCAAAGUGA
Messenger RNA from Spinacia oleracea (spinach), 936 nucleotides. RefSeq names its product pectinesterase-like. Bases 1 to 936 code for a protein of 311 amino acids. Gene Ontology annotation, biological process: cell wall modification. Gene Ontology annotation, molecular function: pectinesterase activity. NCBI's taxonomy places the organism in Eukaryota, Viridiplantae, Streptophyta, Magnoliopsida, Caryophyllales, Amaranthaceae. The record is from RefSeq and is a predicted model, not a curated record. The transcript has 2 exons.